CACCAUGGAAACGCCAAACAGCAGCCCAGGCAGAGCAGCAGCAAGCAAAGGACUGUAGCCAGGGUUCUCUAGCCUUUCUUUGUGGAUAGAAGGCUUUUGGGGAGGUAGCUGUGCAGUGCGCCAUGACUGCCAUACCUGUCCACUGUGAGUUGCUGUAUAGGCAGUGGAGUUGGUGUCAAGAAUAUGCAGGUCGGCACAAAGUGUAAAAUAGGAGGGAAUAGUGACACUGGAGGGAUCCGAAGGCCUGGAAUAGUAGCUAGCAGACUGAAGCCUAGUGGAAAUGCUCCAGCUAAUCUUGAACGCAUACACCAGAACUCCACUUGCCGCCAACUGUCUACUGCUCCCAGUACCAGCAAAUACAGGUCAGAAGGAGAUCAUCCGGUAGAUGGACAUACACCACGGAGUGUCAAUGUCAGGUUUUCAUUCAACCCAGAACGCCUUAAGCAAGCUCGACAACAUGUGGAGAAAGCAAUAAAACUGAGGAAGAUCUUCAUGGUGCAUGGCCCUUACCCUGUAAUCCGGAGACGGCUGCUUGGCAGGGGUUGGGUAGAGAAAAGGUUUCCCAAGGUGACGAAAGUUUCUGUUAAGCGGGAGCGCAUCCCUGAUGGGGAACGUGAUGAAGAUGGGGAUGACAGUGAUAUACUGUACGAUGAUGAGGAGGAGGAAGAGGAUGAUGACCAGCGUGAUGACCCUGAUGGUACACUUAGCCUCAUGUCCAGGUUGGUUCGUAACCAGACCCCCUACUUUAUCUGGACCAAUCGCCGUGAUGUUAUUGAUUGCCGCUUCCUGCGCAAGGACCAGAUGAUGAAUCAUUAUGCCAAAGCAGGCACCUUUACCACCAAGGUAGGACUGUGUCUCAACCUACGCAAUCUGCCAUGGUUUGAUCAAGCUGAUGCCGAUACCUUUUUUCCACGGUGCUACCGUCUUGGGGCUUCUGAUGAAAAGCAUGCUUUUAUUGAGGAUUUCCAGCUCACUGCAGCCAGGAGCCUUCUCAAACUGGUAGUGAAGCGAUACUGGAAUAAAUCCGUUUUCAUAGAAGCUUUUGAUGCAAAUGAGAAUGAGCUCCUAAAUGGCCAGAUGUCUCCAGAAGGUAAAAAAUCUCCUGGCCGUAAGAAAGGAGUCUUUCUCUCAUCCCAGCUGAUUGAGACUGCAAUUCGUGCCUGUGAGGAACACUUAGGCAGCUUGAGGCACCAGGAUAUUGACAAAGAGUUUGGGUCUCCGCUGCUGAUGACAAAGACACACUGGAAAGAUUUCCUACAGGACUACUAUCAGGUAGCCCAUGAGGAGGCAGAUAUAGUGCAGACAAGAGCCUAUGUUGAACAGUGUGAAGAAGUCCUGGAUCGAUUGGCAAAGGUUGUCCCACAGCUGGAAAUGGAAGGUGACAGGAACAUCUGGAUUGUCAAGCCAGGAGCCAAGUCCCGGGGCAGAGGCAUUAUGUGCAUGGACCAUCUGGAAGAAAUUGUGAAGCUAGUAGACUGUGACCCUAUGAUUGUCAAAGAUGGCAAGUGGGUUGUGCAGAAAUACAUAGAGACACCCCUGCUCAUCUUUGGUACCAAGUUUGAUCUGCGCCAAUGGUUCCUGGUGACUGACUGGAAUCCACUUACCAUUUGGUUCUAUCGGCAGAGUUACAUCCGCUUUUCUACCCAGCCCUUUUCCCUACACAACCUGGAUACCUCCAUCCACCUGUGCAAUAACUCCAUCCAGAAGCACUUUGAAAACUCACUGAAUCGUCACGCUGGCCUUCCUUCUGACAACAUGUGGUCCUCCGACCAGUUCCAGGUCCACCUACGGCAGAUGGGGGCACCAGAGGCCUGGUCACGGGUGAUCGUGCCAGGCAUGAAGGCAGCAAUCAUUCAUGCCAUGCAAACCUCGCAGGACUUGGUGGAGUUCCGUAAAAGCAGCUUUGAGCUCUAUGGUGCAGACUUUCUCUUUGGAGAAAACUAUCAGCCAUGGCUAAUUGAGAUCAAUGCCAGUCCCACCAUGGCAGCCUCCACGACCACCACCUCCCGACUUUGUGCCAGUGUACAGGAGGACACCCUGCGUGUGGUCAUUGACCGCAAAUAUGAUCGCAACUGUAGUACAGGAAACUUUGAGCUCAUUUACAAACAGGCAGCUGUGGAAGUUCCCCAGUAUGUUGGCACUAGUCUCUUGGUAGAAGGGUCUAUGGUUAAGAAGCCUCAGUAUUCCUUCCAAAGAAGCCCUGUCCCCGGUGACACCAGGAAUGGCUGCGAUACUCAGUCAUCCAAGACACCUAAGCUGGUCUUCCAGCGUGCUAAUCACAGUGUCCAUCGGACAGCUACGCCAUGCUGGGCAACAAAAAAGGCUGUGGAGCCAGCAUCCCCUGGGAAGGAGAACAAAGCUAAGGAGAAGGCUGCUGUCAGCAAGAUCCCCUCUGUAACAUCUGACGCACCCAAGCUGUCCACAAAGCUAAAAACUGACCCCUGUAACCGGAAGGUACUGAUAGCCCACAGCAUGGCAACCACCACCACCACCACUUCGGGGAAUGACGUCUCACAGCCAGCCGAGCUCUGUGCCAAAUCCAGCUCUCAGAAGCUGGCUACUUGCCCAGGACAAUCUGAUCUCCAUCAUACCAAGCCAUCUAAACUCAUGGGUUUAGUGGUGCAGGACCAGGUACCCGGCAAGGCAACCCAAGUGGCAGGCCCAGUGGCACUCCGCUUCUGCAAAGAUGGAAAGGCCGUGGCAAGUUGGCAAGUGCUGUGCUGCUCUUCCACAGCUGGAGCUUUGUUUCCUGUAUUUCCCAAACUCCGUUACCACAAGGCACCAGUCACCUCUUGCCAGGCUCAGGAUACACAGUCACCACAGGACCUGAAGUUGCCCCCUCUUGUACCUGCUUUAGGAAGCCUGAUGUCAGUAUUGCCUCCCGUGGAAGGGAAAGGACUACGAAACCACAUGGAAUAAUUCUACUAAGGCAGCUGGUUCUGCACCUUUAAUGCAGUAGAAAGUAUGGAGGAAGUGCAUGUAAAUGCACAUAGUUUACCCUGUUUUGGAACUUCAACAAGAAUAUCAGUGGACAGUGUGAUUCCUGGACUUCCCUUUUGUGUGGUUGGGUGUUCUUCUGAAGUCUUCAUUCCUUCAUUGUGGAAGCAAAACUUCAUUUUUGAAGAACUCUUCAUUGAGAACCCUUCCUCCUCCUUAUGUACAAGAAGAGAAUAUAAAUCAUGGAAAUAAAAGACAGUACACAAUGUGAAACCUCUAGGAUACAGAUGGUGCAUUGGUCAAGGUGGAGACGGCCAUGGGCUAUCUCUCAUCCCCUACCACAGGCACUUCGAAUCUAUCUACAGAGACGCACAUCGGCCUCAUUUGGAAGAAUGGGAACAAUUUUACUGUCCUCUAUCACCUUGAAAAAAAAGUUUUAAAUGAAUUCCUAUUUGCUAUCAUGGUCCCUAACUAUGAACUGUAACUUGGCCAGCUCAGGAUUAACAGCUCAGGGUACAUACCAGAGUAUUUAUAUCUGAGCAGGAGAGCUGCAACAUAAAAUAUGUGAAUGUCAAAGAAAACUAGGUUUUUAUACAUCUGUGAUGAAGUGGGGACUAAUUGCAGACACAAAAGACCUUUUACACUUUAUAAAAUGUGUAUUUAAUGGGAAACUUCAAACAUAAGAGCUAGAAUACCACAGACCUCAGUAUUAUUGCUGAAGUAGAUUUCAAGCAGGAUGGCUAUAUCUGUUCCUUGCAUUUUAAUCAGAUAGCUUUUUAGCUCUUGAAUUUUUGCCUGUCAAAGAGCUACAAAAGGCACAAAAUAUUGGGUUUUUUUAAGCCAUGGGUGGCAGAAACUGUUAUAGAGUGUAUAGACACAACUUGAGUAAGUCCAUUAUGGCAAUAAGUGCAUUGUGUUCUUGUGCAAUCAAAUUUAGAGAGAACUUUUCCUUAUGUUAUCAAGCCAAGUUGGAUUUGCAUAACAAUGAUAGGUAAAGGUAAAGGUUUCCCCUGAUGUUAAGUCCAGUCAUGUCUCACUCCGGGGGUUGGUGCUCAUCUCCAUUUCUAAGCCGAAGAGCUGGUGUUGUCCAUAGACACCUCCAAGGUUAUGUGGCCAGCAUGACUGCAUGGAGCGCCGUUACCUUCCCGCCAGAGUGUUACCUAUUGAUCUACUCACAUCGGCAUGUUUUCGAACUGCUAGGUUGGCAGGAGCUGGAGCUAACAGUGGCCACUCACGCCACUCCCGGGGUUUGAACCUGGGACCUUUCGGUCUCCAGCUCAGUGCUUUAACGCACUUCGCCACUGGGGCUCUAUAGCAAUGAUAGGAUGGCAUUUUUCUUGAGGCCACUAGUGCUUCCCCCCUUAAUAACAGGUUCAUGUAGUACUGUUUGGCCUUUUAGUCCACAACAAAUUCCUCAUUCCUAUCAACUCAGAGCAGAAUUUUGAAAGAUUCUAAAGGGUACUAAACCUAAAUAGAGGUACUUGGAAGAUGACUUUCUUCAGCCUGAUGCCUCUCUCCUCAUCUCCAAUUAGGGCAACCUUACUGAUUAGAGAUUAUGAAAAUUGUUGUAUAACACUUCUAGAAGGUCUUGGGUUGGGGACAAAGUUGCAGAUAACCCGUCAGAAACAUGAGGAAAAAAAUGUAAACAGAAAAAAGUCUCAGUUCACUGACUGUAUCCUUUAAAGAGCAGGAUAGCUGAGAUCACCCUAUAGAAAAAUAGCUGCUUCCCGUUUUCUUAGUCGGCAUGGCAUUUUCUUAUAAGUCAUUUCUUUCAUUGCUGUUCCUGUUGUAUUACGCUUCUGAAAUUUAUAACCAGGCCAGGAACCUGUAGCUUUACAGAUGUUGGACUGUAGCAUCCACUAGCCCACUAUCAUGACCAUUUCUUGGGAGUAAUGGGCCAGUGGUACAUCAGCUACAAUUUUCCUUCAUUCCUGAAUAUUGAUAGUGUUAUCUGUGAAUGGUGGGAAUUAUAGUUCCUUCACAAGAAGGCAAGAUUCUUGGGCCUGCUUUACAACCAGAAAGGCCAUUUAGACCCUUCUUCCACCUGAUCUUAUCUAGCACUUACUUUCUCACCCAUCCCUUCUGUUCCAUUCAGUAUUUUCCAGAAUAGUAUCAUCUUUAACUUUAGACUAAAGAGCAAGAAGUAGUCACGUUUGUGUGUCUCGUCUUGAUCUUUUCAACCAAGCAGGCAGAUUUGGUUGUAGACAAGUCAAUGUAUUUCUUGUUUGCCUCAUUCCCUUCUUCCCCAUUGUGGUAUUGCUUGGGGGCUCUCUCCUUGGGCAUAUUUCUGGAUCAUGUUAAAGCUUGGUAGUCGGCAUGUUAGAAAGAGUAAACCUCCAAUCUGCAACUGUGCUGUAUAGAUCGUUACCAGACUAAGAACAAACUCAAUAUAAUGCCAGUCAGCAAUCCUUUCAGGAACAAAUUGUUGACAGCAUGUUAACUUUGUCUUAGAAAAAAGGAGCUCACAGUGAGAUAUAUGGUGAGAAAGGAUUAUACACACACACACACCCUUUUUAGUACUCCUGAUGCCUGCUUUUGUUCCCCUUAACUGUGUUCUAGAUAGAGGACAAAAAAAUCAGCUAGAACCAUGGGAAAGGUAAGUGACUUCCAAUCUGUAGGGUGGUGUCCAGAAUUCUCACCUGGGGCGUUGUAUGGGAACUGAAAUGUAGAUGGAAAGCAAGAAUAUUUCAUCCUGUCACUUCAUGGGAGAAUAUGAUACUUGGACUUAUUAAGUGCAUUAUGGUAGAAUAGCGUUUAGUAAAUGUGUAUAUCUGAUAAUUAAUUGUCUCUGUUUAAUGACUAGUUGAUUCUAUGUUUAAAUGCUAAGACUGAGAAAAGAGAUCAUGAUUUUAUAGAAUUACUGUUUGUAAAUGUCUCCCAUGUUGGCCUAAGGAGCUGACCCCAGAAAUCCAUAUUCCAAGUUGAUUCUCUUCAAAUACUUGUGAUAUUUUCCCCAUCCUAAAGUGGCGAGCAUUGUAGCCCAUCGACAUCCAGAGAAUUCCGGGGAGCGGGUGAGCUCCCAUCUGUCAGCUCUAGCUCCCCAUGCAGGGACAUGAGAAAAGCCUUCCACAGGAUGGUAAAACAUCAAACAUUUAGGCAUCCCCUGGGCAACAUCCUUACAGAUGGCCAAUUCUCUCACAUCAAAAGCAAUUUGCAGUUUCUCAAGUCGCUCCUGACACUCACAAAAAAUCCAGAGAAUAAAGCUGAGAGGACUGUGACAGAGUGUCCAUGGGGAUAUGUAUAGCCCACUCGACCAUGUUGGGAGUUCAAGCCACAGACUCCCUGAUUACUGGCUAUAUUGGCUGAGACUGUUGUCAGAUGCAGUCCCUACAAUAUAAGGCUAUCUACCUGAUCUCCACCCAUUUCAGGAUGUGGUCUGGCUUCCUGUGACAUUUCCUCCACUUAGAAAUCUUGUUUAUAUAGGAAGUUCUAACUAGGAGAUAGCUUCUGUACAAAUCCACUGUGGUCUUAAUGGUAGGAUCAACACACUCCUUUGCUACUACUUUUCUUGUAUGAGGUGGAUAGUGAAGGCAACAGAGCACAUCUUUUGCAUGCAGACAGCUUCAGUUUAAGGUCCCUGGCAUCUCUGCUUGAACAAUGUUGGGGAAAAGAAAUGGUUCUGCAUGAAACCACGUAGAGCUAUUUAUUACUGCAGUUCAUAAUAUUAGGUUCAAUAGUUCCCUAUUUGGGAUCCCCAGGUGUUAUUUUCAGUUUCUAUCAUCAUAGACCAUGCUGGACAGUGUGAUGGAAGGUGCAGCCCAAAUUCUGGGAACCCUAGAGCUGGGUAUUGCUGACCUAGAUGAACAACUGUAGCCUUAUCGUGUGCCUUCAAGUCAUUUGUGACCUAGCAUGUUAUAAAACAGCAUAGAAUCAUAGGCUCAUAGAGUUGGAAGAGACCAAUGGGCUAUCUACUCCAACCUCUUGUCAUGCAGAAAAAGCACAAAGUAUCCUUGUAUCACAUUUAGUGUGAGAUACUUUGUGUAUCUGCUGUAGUUGCUGAGGAACCCUUCUAGAAGCUGAACUUGAAUCAAAACACCUUCUGGAAUGGCUAUGAUUUAAUUCUUACUAUAGCAGGCUGUGGUUAUUUAUUUUGUCAUGUUCUGUUAUGGCAAUAACUGAUAGGGCUCUAGAUGCUAAACCUCAGUGUUGUGGGUUGACAUAAAAGAAACCAAAUAAGCAUCAACUCCAUUCACUCUUCAAAUAAUGGUUAAAGAGGAAAGUUUUGGCCUAUAUCCUAUAAUUAUAAUUCCUUAGGCCACAAAUCACUGACUAUAAUCAGAAGCACAUAUUGUGUGCAUUAUGCAUGAAGUCAUUGCUUUUUUAUCAUUCUUAAUAUCAUCAGUGCCUUGUGAUUUGUGAAUCCUGGUUUGUAAAAGAAUAAACUUUUUUAGUCUGUUAAA
Anolis carolinensis (green anole) is the source of this 7337-nucleotide messenger RNA. It is a transcript of the gene ttll3, whose product is annotated as tubulin tyrosine ligase like 3. The transcript is spliced from 17 exons. Gene Ontology annotation, cellular component: axoneme; microtubule cytoskeleton. Lineage: Eukaryota; Metazoa; Chordata; Lepidosauria; Squamata; Anolidae. Gene Ontology annotation, biological process: cilium movement; cilium assembly; protein polyglycylation. Gene Ontology annotation, molecular function: protein-glycine ligase activity, initiating. Bases 184 to 2919 code for a protein of 911 amino acids. The record is from RefSeq and is a predicted model, not a curated record.